Adineta ricciae is the source of this 5445-nucleotide messenger RNA. Lineage: Eukaryota; Metazoa; Rotifera; Eurotatoria; Adinetida; Adinetidae. The record is from the annotation of a GenBank genome assembly.
AUGAAUAUCAAGAAUUUAUUCAUUUGGUUACUUGAGCAUGUCUAUGAUUACAAUAUCUUCUUACCUGACGAAGAUGAUUAUAACGAUAAUGAUGACAGUGACGAACCAGUCGAUCCCGCAGUUACUCUGAAACAUCAACUAUAUUCUACUCGAUUAUAUAUUCCUCUUCUUAUCAUUACCCUGUACAUCCUAACGUUUGUUGCCGUCGUUAGUCCACAAAAUCAAUCGAUCAGCGUUUCAGACAUAACACCAGUGUUUUUCAAUGAGCUCUAUCGCGAUCAUGCCGAUACACUGUCAUGCCCAUGUUCAACUAUUGCUAUGCCGUAUGGAAAAUUUGUAUCACACAUGAUCUCCUUUCACCCGGUGUGUUCGAGUACUUAUGUGAGCAAAGAGUGGAUUCAAGCGCUUUAUCUGUCCUAUGCCAGCUCAUUGCUAGUGAUGGAUUUUCGAACAACUGCGAAAUCUCAAUUUGAACUUCUCGCUGCAUUUUGUUCCAUCUCUCAAGAAACAGUUUUUCAAUCUCUCGUUGACGUGGAAAAUGAACAAUUUGUGACUUCUGAACUGUUUCCAGAAGACCAAGUUCAGUUUCAAAUAGUGGCCACUAUUGAUCUAAUUAAAAACAGUAUUUUCCUUCAAAAAGGUAUUAUCGUUAGUCUCUUACAAAUAACAACACAAUCAAACUUUGUCGUUUCUGCUCUUAAUACAAAUGCCUAUAUUUCAGUGAGUAAAAUCAAUGGGCAAGUUUCUCGCAUAGUACCAUCAUCUACCCGUGCAUUCAACGAAAAUAGCAGUCGCACAGCCAACAAUAUCGGUCAAACGUGCGAUCUAGUAAGAUCAACAGUACCGGCCGGUUUUUAUUCAUUACCACAAUAUGAGAGUGCAAUAAAACAUUCUACAUGGCCAAUCAAUCCACCCUCUUUCAGUCCAAGUACUAAUGCAACAGUAGAUGGAUUCUUUGCUGGAUGUACUCCACUUGAUGGUUUACUUGUCAGUACACUUGAAUGCCUAUAUAGCGUCAGCUGUCUGAAAAACUUUCCCAGUUAUUUUCCAAAUCUUAAUCAGACAAAUAUUUCUUGGUCUGAUGGUCUGCCAUCUUCAACACGGAAACAGAUACCUGUCGGAGAUAUUUUAUCUGAAUUAUUCGUAGCAAAUUGGUCAUCUGUGAUCAACUAUACUGUAUACUUUACUUCAUGCGCUCCAAAAACAUGUACGUAUUCGAUUAUCAGCCACAUGAAUGUUUUAUACACUGGUACUCUCUUACUUGCCCUCUAUGGAGGUGUCACCAUUUUGCUUCGCUCAAUCACACCUUACUUAGUUUUCCUUUUGCUAAAGCUCAAGCUCAGUUCGACCAAUCACAAUCGCAAUCUAAAAAAUCAAUUGAUGGCUAUAAAGAAAUGCAUGGACAAGUUAGGACGACUCAACUUGUUUAAAUCAAUCAGUAGACGAACCGAAGGAGAUGUCAAACUACAGCGCAUGAUCACGCGGAUUUACUUGAUUUUACUUGCGAGUGCCGUGUGUGUGCUUCUGGUACACACAUCUAUCGAUGUACAGAUAGUAGAUAUACCUGUAUUGAAACCUUUGUUAAGAGAAUACAGAAGACUACAACAAUCACAUUCCAAUUCCCUGAAAUGCUCUUGUUCAAACACUGUUGUACCAUAUCAAACAUUCGUCGCUUGGGCGCCAAGACUUCAUUCGUUGUGUACAAGCGAUUUUGUUAGUGAGACGUGGAUUCCAUUAUUGUCAUAUACUACUAAUGUACUCUAUUUUGGAUACCGUCUCUUCGCUUGGAAUGGUUUCACAGGUCAACAUUUCCGUUUGCUGUCAACUUUAUGCCAACUGGCAAAUAAAACUGUCACAGAUGCUGUUCAUCGAUUUGGUAUUCAAACCUUCGUCACACUGAAUGUCACCAGUGAAGAUAUUUUUAAUACUCAAUUAGAUAUAAUUGUGCACGAAUACACUCAGUCGUUCGGUGAUGACUUUUAUCUUCUUCUCAGGAUUAUUCAGCUGUUCACACAAGCUGAUCAACCUUACACAAUGGGUAACAAUGCUGAUCUAGUCGAUUUGGCAACGCACGAUGAAAGCAAUCACAGAGAAAUUUCCAAGCUUGGAUUCAACUUUACUGGUCCAAGGAACAUCGAAACGCAGCAAGUAGUGUGUAUCUGCGCUACAGAUCCUCGCUGCCAAACUCCAGUUCGUGAUCCUAUAAAUACAACUACUCUAUACAAUGUUCCGGGCUUUUCUGAAGCUGUAGGAAUGAUCACUAGUUGCUUUACUUUGAAUUCUGUACUGCUGUCAACGCUAGAAUGUUACUAUUCUCAUUCGUGCGUGUCUAUUCUGUACAAGUACAUAAACGCCACAGUGGACGUCAUUAACGUAGGUCUUCGGUAUAUCGAUGCUAGUCUUCUUAUAUAUAAUUCAACAUCCAGUCGAUUUCCUCCCAAUACCUCACUUUCACUGAUAAUCAAAGAAUUAAUGAUCGAAGAGUGGAACCCAACAUUUUCAUUCGAAGAUUAUUAUAAGGAAUGUGCACCAAGCAGAUGCAUUUACUCUCAAGAAGUGCGUAGGAGUAGCUUAAUCGACAUAAUGAUAAGAAUGCUAGCAACAAUCGGCGGUAUUAUUGUUAUUCUACGAUUAGUUACGCCAUCACUAAUCAGGUUGAUCAUCAAUUUGUUGAAGAGCAAACAACCAUCAAACACGUCACAAAGACAGCUAACAUCUCGAGAUUCACCGAAACUGUUCAGUCAAGUGAAAACGAUCACAGCUAGACUAAUUAGACUGAUAGGAUCUACGUUGAUAAAUCUAAAUUUUUUCCCAAGACGAAUUUUUGGUGGACGUAUCACUGACAGAAAAGCGAGGUAUUUUGGGCAAUUAUCAACGAGACUUUACAUCGUUCUGCUGAUCGUCACUUCUGGCGUCUUGGCAUUUUACUAUGUUCUGCAAUUACGAACAAUAAAAAUAACAAUUGAUAGACCAGAUAUCGAUGUCUACAAAAGUCUUCUACUCGAACACGGUGAUACUCUGCAAUGCCGUUGCUCGUCAGUCGCAUCGAAAUACAAUAACUUCGUUCAAAUUCAACCUAUUUUUCAUCCAAUAUGCUCGAGUCUCUUCGUUUCCGAGGGAUGGUACAUGAACAUUACGUCAAGUUUGGCUCCAGAUUUAUUCGUCUAUGACACUCGAGAUUAUCGUCGUUUUCUAUCCUCGCAUUUGCAACUUCUAUCAGGAUUGUGUUCUGAGGCAAUGCAAUCCGUGAAUAGCUAUAUCACUCAGUUUCUUGAAUCAUUUUUUCUAACCGAUCAACUCAUACCAGCAAGUAUACUUGACACAUCCAUCCAUACGCUUGUCAACAGUAGUCAAUUAAACGCUCCCAAUUCCUUUGUAACUCGUCUGUCCCUUCUUCGGGCAGUCAAUUACGGCAAUGCUAUUAUAUCAUCUUAUGGAACAAAUUUUGAGUAUAUUGAUCCUUGGGUGAAUGAAUCUUAUUCUCCAGCCAUUACUCAAUCAAUAGUCUAUGCUGAUGAAUGUUCCUGUGCAUUGCACAUGAACUGUACUGUUCAAGCUGGAUUCGUUGCACCGGAUUCAUUGAAAAUCGUACCAAUCAAAGGUUUGAAAAUAGGCUGUACGCCUAGUGAAGCGUUUCUGUCGUCAACCCUGGAAUGCUUCUAUAAUUCAUCAUGUCUGGAUCUUAUUCUGCAGUAUACAAAUAAUAGCGAUAGCACGGUUAAAAUCUCAAUCCUCUCCACAAACAAUAGCCAAUAUUCAAUGGAUUCAACUGUUCUAGAUUUAGUCACAAAUGUCUUCAUAGAGAAGUGGAUAACAUCCAUAAACUAUUCUGUAUAUUUUCAACAAUGUUCACCUAGUUCUUGUUCAUAUACAUAUCGACAGAGAUUCGACUGGCUUUAUACUGUCACUGUUUUAAUCGGCUAUAUCGGUGGUUUAACACUGGCUUUACAAUGGUUAUGUCCAAAAAUAAUCAUUCUCUCCCAUCAACUCUAUAGAUAUUCUCGAAAACAGAAAAACGCUGUCGAUGUGAUCCCUCAAUCGACACUGGGAGAGAAUCAUGUACACAAUCUCGAUCCAAACGGAGUUUCUUCAACUUCAACAUCACCGAGACAAUUCACAUCGGUAAUGUGUCGUUAUAUCAUUCUUGGAUUAAUUCUGUUCAUGGGUUCAAUAGCAGCAUUGGUAAUUGUUUCUAUCUAUUUGAAUAAACGUAUAAAUGCAGCUCACACAAUACCGUCAGGUAUUCAAUCGUUUCUUCUCGAAUUCAUUUUAAAUAUUCUGAAUAUUUGUAUUUGUACUAAAGUUUUACUGACAACUAUUGCGGAGACAACGACCAGUACAACAGUAUUGAUGACGACAACAUCUUCAACAGAAUCAUCCUGCAAAUUAACAUUUCAACAAUCAACUCUGUACACAUCCAACUCGAAUUCAACGCACAAUGCUAUUACUACGGGAGAUUUUAAUGGUGAUAGUUAUUUAGAUAUUGCUCUUGUUGAUGCUUAUUCGGGCAAUCUCAGCGUAUUUCUGAAUAACAAUGAUGAAACAUUUUCAAUCUCAUCGAUACAUAUUAUCGACACAAGUUAUUACAUUGUUUCUAUUGCCUGUGGCGAUUUUAACAGCGAUUACCAAAUAGAUCUCGCUGUUGCCGCUUAUUCUUCUAGUACAAUCAUCAUUUUGAUUGGCAAUGGUGAGGGAAUAUUUCAGAUACAACAGACAAUUUCAGUUGCAUCCAUAUAUCAACCAACCUUAAUUGCAGUUGCUGACUUCAAUGGCGAUACUUAUUUAGACAUUGUUGUUAAUGGGGCCUUUCUGGGUAUAUUGUCUAAUUUUGGUAAUGGAUUUUUCAGCGGUAUAUCAUUCCUCUAUUCUAACGAUGUAUCGUAUGAAGACUCAUUUGUAGUCGCUGAUUUGAAUAACGAUAAUUAUCUCGAUCUCGCCACCGUUAGCACGUUCGACAAUCGUCUGCACAUCUUAAUUAACAAUGGUUACGGAUAUUUUCGACUACAGACAAUUACAAUGGCAAACGCCUAUAAUAGCGAAAAGUCACUCGCUGUAGCUGAUUUUAACAGUGAUAAUCAACCGGAUUUAGCCAUUGCAUUAGGGGAUUCUGAUAUCGUAAAUCUUUUUAUUCAGAAAAAUGGUACUUUUGCGCAACACACCGCAUAUUCAACCGGAGCAUAUAGUGCACCCAAUUCAUUAGUUCCUGUGGAUUUUAACAAUGAUGGCUAUGCAGAUCUUGCAGUGGUUCUUAAUUAUAAAAAUCAAUUGGAUCUUCGGUUUGGUAUUGGUGAAAGCGUGUUCUCAUCGCCAUUGAUAUUUUCAAUCGGAAGUCCUGGCUCACCCUUUGGAUUAAUCACGGGCGAUUUCAAUGGUGACAAUANGCUGGAAGACACAGGCGAAUGUUCAAACUUUUCAAGUAGUCUGCUGUAUACCGUCCGUCUAUGA